AUGGAACCCCUCCGACAUCUAGUUCUGCCAAACCAACAGACUGCAAGACAACAUGGGAUCACUGAACAUGCGCCCACACACGAACAGUUCCGCAAAGCGCAAGGCAAGGCAAGAGCCGCUCCAAAUAUCUGUCGAGUGCUUGUCAGAUUUAUUGCGCUAGGGUUCGCAGCAUCCAUCAUCGGCGUGCUCGCCCAUGCCGCAGUAGUGUGGGCCACAACUCGAAAUGUCGUCGAGCAGCAAUCGAACGGUAUCCGCCAGCGUGCCUGGCCCAACCACAUUGACGUCUGGCCAACCUGGGUCAUGCUCGGGGCUGCGGUAUUCGCUGUUGUUGUGCAGAUCCUUUCGCUGCUCACGUUCUGCGGAGGGACCCGUCGCCUGCGCGAGAUGCACCUGCAUACCUGGGCUGUCUUUUUCACCUCCUUGCUUGGAAUCGCGGCGUGGAUCGCUGCUGCGGUGUACUUCAAAUGGCAAGACAACAAGGGCAACAAGAGCUGGGACUUGUGGUCCUGGUCGUGCACUCACAAAUCUCUCAAAAAUGGAAAGAUGUCCUUUGAGACGAUGUGUGUUGAAAUGAAAUACACCUUCUACGCCUCAAUCGUGGUGGCAGUUUUUGAAAUCGCAAGCUUGGCCGUCUUUGGAUAUAUGCUGGUGCGCCGGCGCAAGGGGGGACCUGGAUAUAGCAAGAUCAAUAUGUCGCAAACUUGA
This is a messenger RNA of Cladophialophora bantiana CBS 173.52, 705 nucleotides long. RefSeq lists its product as uncharacterized. The transcript is spliced from 3 exons. NCBI's taxonomy places the organism in Eukaryota, Fungi, Ascomycota, Eurotiomycetes, Chaetothyriales, Herpotrichiellaceae. The record is from RefSeq and is a predicted model, not a curated record. Bases 1 to 705 code for a protein of 234 amino acids.